UGCAUUUUUUAAGGGAGGCAGCAGUCUACAGUGGCCCUCCACGUGAAGUUACGUUUCCUUGCUUCAGAACACUAAAGAGCAAAAAUUAAUAAAACCAACCCAGCAAUCCACUGAGAGCAAAGAUUAAAGAGGAGUGAGGGGUAGGCAGUAAGUUACCGGGUGCUUCGUGCAGUAGAGACGUUGCCGCUUCUCUUUCUCCCCUAACUUCGCGGACGGGAUUCAACGGUUCCGUUCGUCUCUCGGUAUUUAUUGGGCACCUCCCUACAUAGAAGACUAAGUGCUAGUCACUGGCCUGAAAGCAUGAAAAGAUAGUUUUCCCCUUUUCUUGUCCAAGAUUUUAUUAGGUAAUACAGUAGUAGACUUGUAUAGAAUUUCUAAACAAUUUAAUGUGAAUAGAUUUUUGGAAAGACUUUAACGGUGUAUUGAAAAGUUUUAUGUACUUCCUGUGAACGUUAGUCUCAAGUUACUAUGUAAAUUUUGUGAGCAGGUGUAGUUAAAAGAAAACCUUGUUAGGCACGUGCAAUUCCGUGAAACUGUACACAGGAGUUGGUUACAUAGUUUUCUCUAGGUUGUGCAUGAGCAAAGAAGCAUGUGAGCCAAAAAGUUCAGGAAACACUGCAUGUGUGUCUUUAUCUCCCUCCAUUAAUACGCCCAAACAUGAAGUAUCUGUUUGCUGAGAAAAUACUUCAAUAACCACGGUAUCUCUUAACAAGUGAGGCAUUAUUAUUGUUACUAUUGGGAGAAAAGAGCCAGAGAGUGAGAGAUUCUCCACUCAAAAUAAUUUCUGGGAUUAUUAAGCCCUACACCAGGUUCUGGGGUUCCACUCAGAAUGAGGCAAGUGGAAGAGAGAAAUAAUGCUUCCUCAUGGAUUUUCACAAUACUAGCAAACCUGACCGUUCCACUCCCAGAAAAAGUAGAGCGGAAGUAGAAAUUGGUGGCCUCAGUUACUUGAAGUCCCUCUAACUGAUAAUGUUUCUUUUUAGGGAGCCACAUAGCAAGUAACACACAUCUCUCCAUGUCUUCAGAACGUUGAGGGCAUGUUCCCAACCACUUCACUCGCUCUCCCUUAGUCAGAAAGAAAAGUUGUCCUAAAGGAAUGGGGAGGUUGUUACUCCACCCCACCUUCCUUCAAGCUGAGUCAUUGUCCUCCAACUUGAAUUAAUGCCUCACAUGUGGGUUGAAGCUUUGAGAGAAGCAGCAACUGCUGUUGAGCAAGAGAAAGAAAUCCUUCUGGAAAUGAUCCACAGUAUCCAAAAUAGCCAGGACAUGAGGCAGAUCAGUGACGGAGAAAGAGAAGAAUUAAAUCUGACUGCAAACCGUUUGAUGGGAAGAACUCUCACUGUUGAAGUGUCAGUAGAAACAAUUAGAAACCCCCAGCAGCAAGAAUCCCUAAAGCAUGCCACAAGGAUUAUUGAUGAGGUGGUCAGUAAGUUUCUGGAUGAUUUGGGAAACGCCAAGAGUCAUUUGAUGUCACUCUACAGUGCGUGUUCAUCUGAGGUGCCACAUGGGCCAGUUGAUCAGAAGUUUCAAUCCAUAGUAAUUGGCUGUGCUCUUGAAGACCAGAAGAAAAUUAAGAGAAGAUUAGAGACUCUGCUUAGAAAUAUUGAAAACUCUGACAAGGCCAUCAAGCUAUUAGAGCAUUCUAAAGGAGCUGGUUCCAAAACUCUGCAACAAAAUGCUGAAAGCAGAUUCAAUUAGUCUUCAGACCCAAGAGCAUUUACACAAUACACAAGGUGUAAACAUGAUAAAGUACUAUUUUAAUUGAUAACUAGUUCUUUAUGUUAGGUAUAAUCACUUAGUUGACACUGACAGUUGUUUCAGAUGAGGAAAAUAUUCCAUCAAGUAUCUUCAGUUUUGUGAAAACAAAACUAGCAAUAUUUUAAUUAUCUAUCCAGAGAUUUUUUAGAUUGAAUUCUUGUCUCGUACUAGGAUCUAGUAUAUUUCACUAUUCUGUGGUACAAUAGUUUGUGGAGAAAACGUGUUCAGCUAGGGGCAAAAGCAUCACUGCUCUUUCCUGUGCUUUGGCAUGGAAUCACACAGUCACCUUGGGCAUUUAGUUGACUAGAAAUUCUUUACCUUAAGCAGCACAUACAUUUACUACACACACAGUGUUAACAAAGCACUGUGCUUAGAGGGAUAAAAAGGAAUCACAAAACAAGAAUCUUUCCAAAGUUGUCUCAUUCAGCAAUGUUAAGGCAUCUGUAUCAAAUUAUUUUGGAUGUAAAGAUUCCUGUGUCUCAUAAUAUGAAUGUAUUUUUUGAUAUACAAGAAACUAUGACAUUAAAUGUGAGAAAACCACCUAUAUUUACCACUGUGAACAAUUAUAUAUCUGCUUCAUCUUUUCUCAAAUGCAUCAAUUCUCUAAAAUUCCUAUAUUGUAACUUGCCUUUUUUUAAAAAAGUUAGAUGCUGAUAUAAAGUCUGCUUAAUUGUCAACUUAAUGAGCUCUAUUUUGUGUAGUUAUAUCUUUAUUUAUCCAUUCCUCUCUUAUGGACAUUUAGGUUGUUUCCAACUUGUUGCUAUUACUGCAACAUAUUUUUGUACACAGGACUUUUUCCUUCUUUCAUUUUUGAUUUUCUCUGUAUAAAGGCACAGCAGUGAAUUAUAUUGGGUCAGAGUAUAGACGUUUUCAUGGCCUCACACAUUAAAAUUUUUUUGUACAAAGGUUAUAGCAAUUUAUACUUUUUCAGUAAUUAAAAUAUAGCUAUUUCACUGAAA
Molecule: messenger RNA, 2717 nt
Organism: Symphalangus syndactylus (siamang)
Lineage: Eukaryota; Metazoa; Chordata; Mammalia; Primates; Hylobatidae
Gene: BAG2
Product: BAG cochaperone 2
Biological process (GO): protein stabilization
Molecular function (GO): protein-folding chaperone binding; adenyl-nucleotide exchange factor activity
Source: RefSeq, a predicted model, not a curated record